Messenger RNA from Hyalella azteca, 2529 nucleotides. RefSeq names its product mucin-5AC-like. Bases 1 to 2529 code for a protein of 842 amino acids. The transcript has 4 exons. The record is from RefSeq and is a predicted model, not a curated record. NCBI's taxonomy places the organism in Eukaryota, Metazoa, Arthropoda, Malacostraca, Amphipoda, Hyalellidae.
AUGAGAGCGUCGCGCCUGUACCUGCUGGCGCUGUGGGCACCCGCCUUACUCGUCGCUGCCCCCACUACACGGCCUCGUCUAGAGCUCCAGAGGAGCUACGCGGCUGGAGCCAGUGCAGAAAUUUCAUCGAAGUCCCAGGCUUCUGUACGGUGUCGGCUUCAUCUUGGCGAUACUGAUUUGUGCCAAGACAACGAGACGCUGGCAACUGCGAACCACAAUCUUACGCGUGAUCUGCACGAAACUUUAGAGAAACCGAUUCCUUCCUUACACGACUCGAAAGCUGGGCCUCCUCGAAGGCAGACAAAACAGCCCGUUGAAACCACUACUCCAAAGGUUGUCAUCGUGACACCCUAUUACGUUAUGCGCAGUGAGAAAACGGAGGAUAUUGAAGCGACAAAUUUUCUCAGCUAUUAUUCUAAGACCGUGCUGACUGUCAACGAGGUGAAUCACAACAAAACUGUACUCCCUCUUUUAAGUAAUUUGGAUCCUGUCGGCAAUGAAAGUACCACCAGUACGCAGUACAUUCCAAGUAGCAAUAGUACCAAAAUUCCCCGGAAAAAAGGCAAAGUCUGGCCUCACACUAAGAUGACAAAACCGCCUGUGCAAACCACUACUCCGAAGAUUGUCAUCGUGACACCCUAUUACGUUAUGCGCAGUGAGACAACGAAGAAAAUGGACUUUGAAGCGACAAACUUUCUUAACUAUUAUUCUAAGCCCGCGAUAAGCAUCACGGAGGAAGAUCAAAACAAAACUGAACUCCCUCUUCCAAGUAAGAUGAAUCUUGUCGGAAAUGAAAGUAACCCCACCGGUGCCAAAAUUCCCCGGCAAGGAGAUAUUCAUGAGGCUGAUACAUUACCGCGACGCACGAGGCGUCCUGUUGCUCCCCAACCAAACAACACUCAAAUUUCGGGACGUUCCAGGCACUUUCCAUCCUGGAUGAAAUCUGUUCCUUACUUGGAAAACGGUGCCAUUCUUUUCAGAAAGAAAAUACAGAGUACCUCCACAGCUUCUGCAAUAACUGAGAGCCGUAAAAGUGACGCUACUUUAACUAACUUCAACCAUUCUCCGAACUUAACAAUUUAUUCGACAACAGAAAAUAUUCCAGUUAUUUCGUCGUCCACUUUAUCCACAAAGUCCAAUUCGGUAUCGUACAAGCCGAAAUCAUCGACUGCAUCUCCGUCCGAGCAAUCGACUGGAGGUUUCGUGAGCACGCCUUUUCCUCUGGACUCCCACAAUGACGGUAUUUCGACGUCUUCCGUAAGCACCAGCAUCGCCGAAGAGCCUGAAUCGAGCAGUGCCCGCAACGCCAAAAGACAAAUCUCAUCUUCAGCGCUUGGUGAAUUCAUCGUCACCACUCCUGCGAGCGACAGCGUUGAGAAUCACUCAGGUGCUCCCGUGAUUCCAACCUCCACCCAUCCUGGAGAAUCUGAUUUCACAAAUUACGUCUCGGUUCUCAGUAACGAGUUGGGUGAAUCUUCCGGCAUGAACGCGACUUCGGAACCAAGAACUACCAUUCCACUUCCAACGAACAUAACAGCAACCCUCGGCGAUAAGGAGGCUGAAGAAAUUAUGUUUGAAAGACAGGAAGAAAAGCCGUAUGUGGAAGCAGCCACGGAUCUUACUUUAUCCUCUUCAAUGACCACUGAACCUUCACGGAUAGUUCAUCGCAACCAUUCUACCAUAACCGAACUUGUGUUCGGUUCGACCAUUCUACCGUUGAUUUCCAUAACCGAACUUGUGCUGCCACCUGCAAAUGUCGUCAAUUCCACGGAGCCACCCGAAGAAGUUCGAGGUUCCGAUAACCUGAUUCAUCUAAUGUCUACUCCUGCACCCGUUCGGCAGCGUACAAUGACAACUACACUUAGGGUUCCCUAUCUAACUCACUAUCAUGAAGAAGUUCCGACUGCCAGGAGAGUUCGUCUUUCACACGGAAAUAAUUUGCUCCUUCAGCCUCCCUUCGAAACGAAUGCGGCUGCGACGAAGCAAUUCUCUGGUCAGAUCGAAUCCGAACAAUUGCGAGGCCUUUCCGAAACAAAAUUUCCAAGCCAGAAUCCAGCACCCGCUUUCAAUCCCCCAUUUAAUCAUCAAACAAAGCCUGUGUUUUCUCCAAUGACCACCGGCAGAUCCAAGAUGACUUACGCACCACCCGCACCAUACUAUGUUCAAGUCAGAAAACCGGCAGCUGCCAGGAGUGAACCCUUCAAUUACGGAAAUGGAUCUGCAAGUCAGGCAAACAAGAACAACUUGAUCCAUACAAUGAAAAACAUCAUCAAGCAAGGGGCUGAGGCUGGGGCCGUCUUCAAGGAGGAAAAGCUCGCCAAAGCAAAGACAAAUUUUGAGAAAAUGCGACAAAGGUUCGGCAAAAAUAGCAAAGGAAGUAUACCUGCUUGGUCCAUCACUACAAAUUCUCGACAUCAUGCACCCAGGAAGGUUGUUCCAAGACUUCCUGGCGUCAUCAGAAAUGGAGUUCGUUCCGCUGCUGCUGUUGUCAAUAACCUGGCCCAGAGGUACCGUCCUCAUCGUCAUUAA